Molecule: messenger RNA, 450 nt
Organism: Notodromas monacha
Lineage: Eukaryota; Metazoa; Arthropoda; Ostracoda; Podocopida; Cyprididae
Source: the annotation of a GenBank genome assembly
AUGAAGGAUUGCGACUUGGGUUCCGAUUAUUACAAAAUUCUUCUCGAACGCUUCGCGCAGUACAAUUUCCCGACUCAACCCAACUACAAUGACCACGAGUUGUAUUGUGGGGGUUUCAGCCGGCAGUGGCAGAAAAAUGGCGGCAAGUGCGGGAUUUGCGGCGAUGCCUGGGACUUGCCUCAGCCGAGGCCGAACGAAGCCGGGGGCAAGUACGGGUCAGGACUCAUUGUUCGCAAGCUGGUCAAAAAUGGGCCAGUGAAGAUAAAAGUCGAGCUGACUGCGAACCACGCCGGGUUCUUCGAGUUCCGACUGUGUCCCAACAACAACCCGAAAAAGACGGCUUCCGACCGCUGUUUCGACAAGUAUUUGCUGGAAAGAAUGGACGGGUCCGGAGCCAGAUACUUUCCGACUCCCGGUCGCAGCGAAGUUUUCACCAAUGCGGUUUUUUAA